AUGUGGGCCAAUACUGUACAGUUGAGAGCCACGUCGGAUGAUAGUGCUGAAGCAAUGGAGAUAAAAACAGCAGGUGACCCAGGAGACAGGGACGCUAGGUCUCGGGGUGAUGAUAAGGAAGAGAUUAAACUUAGGGUGCCUCGGUUGGUAGGGCAGAAGUCUAAGGCAGAGCGACGAAAUUUUGGAGGAAUGCUGAGCACUACGUUCAGUCGAGAAUCAGAACAAGGCAUAUCUUCUGGAGCAAAGAUGGUAAAAAAGUGCCUUCGCGAGUUACAUGUGUUAACAAACAACCAACCAGCGAACUGGCAAAUCAAGGCAAAAUCACGUUCAAUAAAACGACUAAAUUCGACCCAUAAAGCUGCUGGAUCAAACGCAGCAUAUUUUAGGCUAGCUUCGGGCUAUCUAAAGCCCAGUUCCGGCCGGUUAGUAGCUCACUUCCAAAUCCAUAACAAAAUAAAGACAACUCAGGCUCAAGAGUUAAGGCUGGAUAAUUGGGGUUCUGAGAACACCUUAAGUCCCAAUUGCUAUAAACGGGCGAAUGAAGGUAUCAAACUGAGGUAG
Molecule: messenger RNA, 561 nt
Organism: Dovyalis caffra
Lineage: Eukaryota; Viridiplantae; Streptophyta; Magnoliopsida; Malpighiales; Salicaceae
Source: the annotation of a GenBank genome assembly